Sturnus vulgaris (Common starling) is the source of this 3846-nucleotide messenger RNA. The record is from RefSeq and is a predicted model, not a curated record. Lineage: Eukaryota; Metazoa; Chordata; Aves; Passeriformes; Sturnidae.
GGGCUGGACCAGGUGCAGGAGGCUCGUUCCGACUGUUCCUAAUGGCUGCAGGGAUAAGGAGAAGCAGUAGGCUUUGGGCAGGUGCCAGUACCCUGUGCUGGGUGGAUGUUCUCAUGUAUGAUCUCACACCUGCUGGCACAGGGAUGGGGCUUUCAUCUCUCGGACUAGGAAGUUGCUCAAAGUGUUGUAGCUUGUCCUGUGUCGAGUUCCUGUGAAAAUUAAACUGGCAUAGAAGAAAGGUGAGAUAAGGGGGGCAGAGGGACCUGGGUGUUUUAUCACCAAGGCAACAAGGACUUCCAGGGAAAGGUGCUGAGGAAACAGGAGCUGCUGAACAGCGCGGAUGUGACGGUCCCGGACCGGCCGCUGUCCCCGCCGCUCACGGCCCCACCGACCAUGAAGUCAGCAGAAUUCUUCGAAAUGCUGGAAAAAAUGCAGGCACCAAAACUGGAAGAACAGAAGUCUGGAAGCCAAAAGCACAAGGAAGACUACAUCCCAUACCCCAGCAUCGAUGAGAUCCUGGAGAAGGGCAGCCCAUACCCGCUGAUCAUCCUGCCCCAGUUUGGGGGGUACUGGAUAGAAGACCCCGAAAACCUUGGCACGCCCACCUCAUCUGACAGCAGCAUCUGCGAGGAGGAGGAGGAAAACCUGAGCCCCAGCACCUAUGGCUACAAGCUGGAGUGCAAGGGGGAGGCCAGAGCCUACCGCAAGCAUUUCCUGGGCAAGGAUCAUUUAAAUUUCUACUGUACAGCCAGCAGCCUCGGAAAUCUGAUCCUGUCUGUUAAGUGCGAGGAGACAGAUGGCACAGAGUAUUUAAGGGUUAUACUCAGGUCCAAAGUGAAGACACUGCACGAAAGGAUUCCACUGGCAGGAUUCAGCAAACUCCCCAGUAUCCCCCAGAUUGCAAAGGCUUUCUGUGACGAUGCCUCUGGGCUGAAGUUCAACCCGGUUCUCUACCCCAAGGCAUCCCAGAUGAUAGUGUCUUAUGAUGAGCACGAGGUCAACAACACGUUCAAGUUUGGUGUGAUCUAUCAGAAGUUCAGGCAGACCCAAGAGGAGGAGCUGUUUGGCAAUAAUGAAGAGAGCACUGCCUUCAAGAACUUCCUAAGUUUUCUGGGAGACACCAUAACUCUCCAGGACUUCAAAGGUUUUCGAGGAGGCCUGGAUGUCAGCCACGGGCAGACGGGAGCCGAGUCUGUGUACACGGUGUUCAGGGACAGGGAGAUAAUGUUUCAUGUCUCUACAAAGCUGCCUUUUACUGAAGGAGACACACAGCAACUCCAGAGGAAGAGGCACAUUGGCAAUGACAUCGUGGCAAUUAUCUUCCAAGAGGAGAACACACCAUUUGUCCCAGACAUGAUUGCCUCCAACUUCCUGCACGCCUACAUUGUGGUGCAGGUGGAAAACCCCGAGGGGGACAACACAGCAUACAAGGUGUCAGUCACAGCCCGGGAAGACGUUCCCUCCUUUGGUCCACCCCUGCCAAGCCCACCAGUGUUCCAGAAGAGCCCCGAGUUCCGGGAGUUCCUGCUCACCAAGCUCAUCAAUGCUGAGAACGCCUGCUGCAAGUCCGACAAGUUUGCCAAGCUGGAGGAUCGCACACGGGCUGCCCUGCUGGACAACCUCCACGACGAGCUGCACGGGCACACCCAGACCAUGCUGGGGCUCGGGCCCGAGGAGGACAAGCUGGAGAAUGGGGGACAUGGAGGAUUCCUGGAGUCCUUCAAGAGAGCCAUCCGCGUGCGCAGCCACUCCAUGGAGACCAUGGUGGGCAGCCAGAAGAGGCACCACGGGGGUGGCAUCCCAGGCAGCCUCAGCGGGGGCAUUGCACACAACAGCGGCGAGGUCACCAAGACCACCUUCUCGCCCCCUGUCCCCGCUGCUGCUGCCAAGAACCAGUCCAGGAGCCCCAUCAAGCGCCGCUCAGGGCUGUUCCCUCGCCUGCCCACGACCUCAGAGAGCCAGGCCGAGAGCAGGACCAGGUGUGACAGCGUUUCUGGAGCCCAGAAGACACCAGACUUAGGACAUUCUUCCCAAGAGAUGAAAUCUGAAACAUCAUCCAACCCCAGCUCCCCUGAAAUAUGCCCCAACAAAGACAGGCCUUUGAUGAAGCUGAAAGAGAACGGGCGGUCGAACAUCUCCCGUUCCUCCUCCAGCACCAGCAGCUUCAGCAGCACGGCGGGGGAGAGCGAGACCCUGGAGGAGUACGACAGCGUGGGGAGCCAGCCCUCCACGGCGUCGCCCUUCAAGCAGGACGUGUUUGUGUACAGCGCUUCCCCCGGCAGCGAGAGCCCCGGCGUGGGCUCCACGGCCACCCCUGUCAUCAUGAGCAGGAGCCCCACGGCAGAUCUAAAGAACAGAAACUCUCCGAGGUCCAACCUGAAGUUUCGCUUUGACAAGCUCAGCCACGGCAGCUCCAGCAUGAGCCACUAGCAGGAGGAAGUCAUGGACCCGCAGAAUGUUUCAACAAAGGGAAAAAUCUUCAACACCCCAUGGGACCACGCAAGCCCAGCCAUGGGCAGCGAGGUGCCCUCGCCUGCUGGCUGCCUGCUACACCAGAAAAGAGCUCUCACCUUGCUACAGUGCUGUCCUGGCAGGGAGCAGCACCUCGUCACCGGCUGUCCCCCUGCCCGGCACACGCCCUGUGUGCCCGAGGGGACGUGUCUCUGCCCGUGCUGCACACACACACAUGGCCAGGGCCACGUCCCCUCCUGGUGCUGUGCUGGCUCACCCUGUGCUUGCCCACAUUCCCCCUGCCCCUGGGCUGCCUGGCAGCUCCUUCUGGGCAGAGGGGCAGCAGGAGAGACCUCUGCGUAGUUUAGGUCCCUCCGUGCUUAAUUUGCAGUUAUCAGUGGGAAACAGGGGUUUAUGUUUGUUUUUUGAAGGGUGGGGGGUCAGGCCAAAGUUAGUGUUAGUGGCUCUGGGGCAAUUUGCAAUCGUUUGCUGUUCUCUUCUCUGGGGGCAGUGGAGCAAAACCUCCCUGGGGGUGUCCUGGGCAGCUCUCCCUGGAGUGGGGUCUGCAGUGUCUCUCCAGGCAUCCCCAGCUCCUACCUACACCCCAAAACCCUUGGGGCAGAGGCAGCCCCUCACUCCAAACCUCCCCAGUUUCUUGCACAAGAGGCAGGUGAGUGGCUUGGCCAGGGAGUGGAGCUGGGGACUGCAGGCAGCUCAUCCUCCUUGGCAGGUUUGUCCUCCCUGCUUUGUCCCUGUCUGACACUGAGCACAGCCUGGCAACGCUGACCCAGAGCUAAAGCUGGGCUGUAUCACAGCUUUAGCUUUUCUAAGUACUAGAACUGGAACCAGAGGGCAUUUACCUGCUGGGCUCUGCUUUGCCCUAUGGCUUGGGUCACCAGGCAAGCAAAUGCAUAAAACUGCAGUGACUUGUGAGGCAUUAGGCUGCUCCAGCCCUUGCAGAGUCUGUCCUGCUGCUUUUGAGCAAGCUCUUGUUAUUCUGAAAGGAUUAUAGAUUCUGCAAAGGUAACUUUCUCAUAAUGCCCUUUCCCAGAAAAUACCUCUCUCAAUAUGCCAAGAAAUCCUUUUGCUCCUUUAUGGAACUUCAUGUGAAGUUUUCUGAAGCCUGUCCGUAGAUUUCCCAUUGCCCAUGGAUUUCCCGUAGCCGUUUUCUGGAAGACAGGCCACGAUGCUGCAGAGAUAUUCCCCCCUGUCCCCACAGCCUGUGACCUUUGGAAACCCUCAUGAAACGAGGUUCUCAGUCUCAAGUGAACACAGUUCUUUGAGUUUGUGAUUCCUACUGAAAACAGGGCUUUGAGUGCCAAAGUCACUUUCCCCCAGAGGGUGCUCCCAGGGGCACAGGGCACCUGACAGCUUUUGGAGGGGGGUGCAGAAUUG